UCACACUGAACCGCGAAAAAAAGUUACCGCAAAAGGGAAAAAAUUGCCGAAUAAAAUAAAGAAACAAUACCAAUACUACAUAAUUCAUGACGAUAACAAACACGUGCCACGUUGUUUUGGCCAUUGCCAUCGCCGGCUAGCGUUUCACUUUGCUGGACAGAAGGAGAGUCAGAGGCAUCGAGAGAGUGAGAGUGAGAGAGAGACGAGACGAGACCAACUUUCGCACCGCUCCGCAGCGUGUUCAAAGCCAAAGCAACAGAAUUUAUUAAUUAUUUUAAGCCAAAACACCGAUGUGCUGAGAGCUCAAUUGGUGGCCAACAGAUAUACAUUAUAGUACAAAACGAAACGAGAUGAGUCUACAAUCGAUCAAAUACACUCGGGGCAGCCUGGAGAUACUGGAUCAGCUGUUGCUGCCGGUGCAGUCAAAGUAUUUGCCGGUGCGCGGUGUGGAGGACGGCUGGAAGGUCAUCAACAAGAUGCAGGUGCGAGGCGCACCGGCGAUUGCCAUUGUGGGAUGCCUGUCCCUGGCCGUGGAGAUCCAUCCGGAGGAGUUCGAGAGCAAGAAAUCGCUGCGGCAGGAGCUUGAGGGGAAGCUGAACUAUUUGGUUUCGGCACGGCCGACGGCAGUCAACAUGAAAAUUGCCGCCGAUGAGCUGCUUGUGCUGGCCAAUGACCUGACCAAGGAUGACGACGUCGACGUGGCCGCCAUGAAGCAAAGAUUCCUGAAUGCCACCGAGGCGAUGCUCAAGAAAGACAUUGCCGAUAAUCGCGCAAUCGGUGCCCACGGGGCCAAGGCCAUUCUCCAGCGUGUGGCUGCGGCGGCCGGAGCCCCAAUGUCCGGCCCAGUGCGUGUUCUCACCCACUGCAACACGGGAUCACUGGCCACAGCGGGCUACGGCACGGCUCUGGGCGUUGUGCGGCAGCUGAGUGAGCUUGGAAAGUUGGAGCACGUAUACUGCACAGAGACACGGCCGUACAAUCAAGGAGCACGGCUUACCGCCUAUGAGUUGGUGCAUGAGAAGUUACCCGCCACCCUGGUGCUGGACAGCAUGGUGGCGGCUCUGCUGCGAGCCAAGAAUGUGGCUGCCGUCGUUGUGGGGGCAGAUCGCGUGGCGGCUAAUGGCGACACGGCCAACAAGAUCGGAACCUACCAGAUUGCGGUGGUGGCCAGGCACCACGAUGUGCCCUUCUAUGUGGCCGCCCCACUGACCUCCAUCGAUCUGCAUAUACCCAGCGGCGACCACAUCAUCAUCGAGGAGCGACCAGAUCGGGAGAUGACCCACGUGGGAGAGCAUCGGAUUGCUGCACCGGGCAUCAACUGCUGGAAUCCCGCCUUCGAUGUGACGCCCGCCUCCCUGAUUACGGGCAUCAUCACGGAGCGGGGCGUCUUCAAGCCGGCGCAACUGAAAGAGGCGAUUACGAAGCUGCUUGAAUCAUAACAGGCGCACAGAAUUUGUUGUUAACGAUUGCACUCCAUACACCCUAACAGAAAAAACAGAAAAACAACACACACCCAUGCGCUCAGAAUAGGCAUUUUGCCAGCUGAGUUUUGUUUACAAACGUGUUCCCGAAAAACGUAGCCCGUGCAAUUAGCCGACCAGAUGUGGGUCGGCCGCAGGGGCAAUACAACGCACAAUAUACCUCCUACAUAUGUAGCCCCA
Drosophila subobscura is the source of this 1661-nucleotide messenger RNA. RefSeq names its product methylthioribose-1-phosphate isomerase. NCBI's taxonomy places the organism in Eukaryota, Metazoa, Arthropoda, Insecta, Diptera, Drosophilidae. The transcript is spliced from 6 exons. The record is from RefSeq and is a predicted model, not a curated record. Gene Ontology annotation, molecular function: S-methyl-5-thioribose-1-phosphate isomerase activity. The coding region runs from base 351 to 1439 and encodes 362 amino acids.